GCAAUUCCUUGCGGCAGCGCCCAGCCCCGUUUUGGAUUCGCUUUCCUUCUUUUCGCUGUUACCGAGGUCGGCUGAAUCCCCGCUCCAAGCACCCACAGUGAUGGACCCAUAGGUCCCCAGCCUCAAAUUUAACGAUAUUUUCUCUAUUUUGUGAAAAUUUGGCUCAAAAUAAGCCGUUUUAGUAAUCUGUUUUAAUACUUGUUAUUAUAUAUUUUCUGCUAUAGCACUAAUUGCUGCUAACUGCACUAAUUUGUUGGAGUUGGGGUUUUCUGUGCAAUCCAGCCUGAAAGCAACGACCUUGGGACCAGCAGAUUGUCGCCCCGCUGCCACCACCCAUGUGGACGCAGGAUGUCAGCAGGGCCAUCGGCCCCUCUGAGGUGUCCCCAGAGCUGCUGCAGCCCCUGGUGACUGUGGUGGCCACCUUGGGCAAGUUGGGGACCAUCCCUGGUGACAUCUCCCUGGGAGGGGACAUGGGCUCACUGCGGGCCAGGCUACUGACCUUCAGCUCUGGCGUGCGCAAAGCCAUGGUGCACCCAGAUGGCGAUGCCACCCUCCUCCGGCGUGCCCUGGGGGCAUCCAAGGAACAGCCCAGUGCCCCCACAGCCAUCACUGACUCGUGGCAGAACGCGGUGACUGCAGUGAAGGACAUCUGGGCCAAGCUGCAGGAGGAUGCUGCAUGCCUGAAGAAUGCCUGUGAGACUGUGGCCACUGCCAAGGCCACCAAUGAGGCCACCAAGGGCCACUUGGUGGAAGCAGUGACACGGGAGGACAAAGCACAUAAAGGGUUGAUAGCUGCCACCAGGGUGGUGCCGUUGUCCUCAGAGGUGGCCCAGGUGACAGAGGUGGUGGCAGCCCAUGAUGCGCGGGUGGCAGAGGCCAGGGAAGGGCUGCAGGCAGCCGCCAAGGCCACUGAGGAGGUGGCAGCGGCAGUGGUGGCAGCAAUAGCAGCGAAGGAGAGGGGACAACAUGCAGCAGUGGCCCAUGGGCUCCUGGAGCAGUUGGUAGCCGCCUGUAUGGGGGCCUAUAACUACUACAGUCAUGUGGAGCAUUGCCUCAGGGACAUCAAGGCCAUGGUGGGUGUCACUACUGGAGGUGGUGGCCCUGAUGUCCCCAAGGCCACCCAGGGGGACAUGGGUAUCCCCAAGGAGCUAGCAGAGAUAGUGGUGGUGGCUGAGGCGCUGUGGGACGCCAGUGCCCGCCUGGCCCAGGAGCACCUCUUGGGGACACUGCGGGGUGUUCGGAGCCUGCUGGCCACCUCCAGUGUCACUGAGGCCACCAAAGUCACCCAGCGCUGCCAAGAGGCCACCAACGCCCUCCCUGGGCUGCUGCCACCGGGGCUGUGCUAGGGGACAAACACGUCCAUCAGGGACCGGUGGUAUCAACGACACCAUGAGAUCAUGGAGACAGCAGAUGGGGCCGUUAGGACCACCAUUCCAACCACCAAUGGAGUGAGGGCUGUCAUGAAAUAUCACCUCAGUGUCACCUCCGUGCAUCCCCUCAACACCUCCAGGGAUGCCACCACUUCCUGGUAAAAAAUGGGAAAACAGUUUUGUUUUAUAAAAAUUAUUUUGUUUUAAAAAAAUGGUUUUGCUUUAUAAAAAUGUUAUCACCUGACAAGGUUCUGGCUCCGUGUCACUUUAUCCCUAACAUGUCAGCAGGAUCCUCACACAUCUCCUCCUGUGUCCCCUUCUCAUGUUUAUCCUCCUAUUCCUGUCCAGGUCCCUAUGUAUCACCUUCUCAUGUGCCCCUUUCACAUCCCUUCUAUGUCCCUAUAUGUCACUUCUGCUGUGUCCCUUCCAUGUUGCCGUUAAAACCAAAAGUGAUAGUCCUAUCACUGUCAACCCUCGUAAACAGUCAUUCCCCCUCCUGUUUAUACGCUCCCUUCAAGUACUGGAAGGCCACAAUGAGGUCUCCCUGGAGCCUUCUCUUCUCCAAGCUAAACAAGCCCAGUUCCCUCAACCUUUCUUCAUUGGAGAGGUGUACCAGCCCUCUGAUUAUCUUAGUGGCCCUCCUGUGGGCCUGCUUCAAGAGCUCCAGGUUGCAGUCAAGUGAUAAAAAUAUGUAUAAAAGAUGCAUUGCAAAACUCCUGGGUGUGCUAGCUUUGUGCACCUCAGCAAUAAAUCAGCGUCUCAACUGCGUGUGAGAUGGGCUCACUGCAUACUGUGAACAAAUCAGCUUUUUGGAUGGAGUAUGAACUCUGCCUUUAAGCUCUGAGCUUUUCAUUGUAUUUCUUCCCCCCAGUUCUGUUUAGGAGGGGAAGUGAGUGAGCAGAGCGGUGAUGCAGAGCUCUCUGCUGCUGUUAAACCACCAUGCUCAGGUACCUUCUGUCCCCCGGCAUGCAAAUGCAAGGAAGCCUGUAGCAUGCAUGUGCAGAGAACAGAAUUGGAGCCCACCACCCGAGCUGGUGCAGAUGCAGAAAAUGCUCAAGGCCCAAAACUGUGCGCAAAAGACAUCUUCAGUUUCAAGGAGAUCCUGAGCAAGAGCCUUGGGAGGGGGCUGCACAACAAAGCAAGCCUGGAUAAUUCAGGCGGUAGCACAAACCCCAAAACAGGGGAUAAAUCAAGUCAACUGCUAUACAAGGAUAAUGUAAGUUUAAAAGAGCCACUAGAGGGAGAUCUUUCCUGCUGGAUCCCCUAAGGGAAGUUGGGACCUGGUGGGAAGCGGGGAGAGAAAUGGAAAUUACCUACUCUGUGGCUUUGGACUAAGAGGCUCAAAAGCAGAUGGGGGGGGAUUUGAAAGCAUGCAGGAAUCCAUACAUGCAGAAGUAUGGAGCAAAGUCAGCUCAUGUUUUGGACGAGGGGGGAAAAAAUACAGCCCCAGUGAUGCUGGGUAAGGGAGAACCAACAGCGCAGCACAGCUCAACAGCCUCCUCCGCCCACUUCCUUGUUUUCCUAGCUCCAAGUCCUUCACGUGUCUUUUGGUGCACAGCCCGGGCUGCAACACGCCAGACAACAGCUUCCUCGCCCCCCCCCCCCCCGCGCCCACCUCAGUCUGACUCAGCAAACUCAUUAUGCUGAGCAGGAAGUGGAGCCAGGACCAGGAUCCCAACGAGCUCCCUCGGGGCCAUCAGGCACAGUAUAAAUAGUUGCCUCGUCUCCCGGCCACUCUAUUCCCUGCUGAGGCCUUGCUCUCGUCUGUGAAGCCGAGUCACCUCCCUCCCGCCUCCGCCAGACAUGUCGUGCUACAGCCCGUGCCAGACAGCCGCCUGCGGCCCAGCUCCGCUUGCCAACAGCUGCAACGAGCCGUGUGUCCUUCGUUGUGCCGACUCCAGCGUUGCGAUCCAGCCCCCACCAGUGGUGGUGACGCUGCCGGGCCCAAUCCUCAGCUCCUUCCCUCAGAGCACAGCCGUGGGAUCCACGGCGUCGGCUGCCGUGGGGAGCUCUCUCAGCGCUGGCAGUGUGCCCAUCGGUGCUGGGGGCUCCCUGGGGCUGGGGGGCUUUGGGUGGUCAGGGCUGGGCCGUGGGCUCUGUGGGACUCUGGGACGUGGCAACCUCCUCUGCUAAAGCCCGUGGACCACCUGCCUGUGCAUGAGCACCUCGGGCCUUGAAGGCAGCCCUGGAGCCAGCCCUGAGGGCAUGGCCGCGGUCUGCAGAGGAGCCGAGUUCCCGCCAACUUCUCCUCCUCGUCGCCCGCCCUCUUUCCCCUGCUUACUAUCCGUGGUCUUCCGCUUUCACUGAGCUUUACAGACAUCCAAAGGGCACUGCUGAAGCUCUCAGCUGUUGCCCGUUCCUCUCCUUUUCUCAUUAAAGACAUUGAGCAUCAGCUUUGGAAA
Messenger RNA from Gallus gallus (chicken), 3772 nucleotides. RefSeq lists its product as uncharacterized. Bases 336 to 1346 code for a protein of 336 amino acids. The record is from RefSeq and is a predicted model, not a curated record. The transcript is spliced from 4 exons. NCBI's taxonomy places the organism in Eukaryota, Metazoa, Chordata, Aves, Galliformes, Phasianidae.